AUGCUAAGUUCACUGCCGGCUCCAGGGCCACCAUACAACAUCACUAGCGAUUACGCGAUGAAAAAUUCCAGACGAAAAAUGGAAGACCGUCACGUAAUCAUCAACGAUCUUAACACCAUGUUCAGCAAUAUUCAGGAAGAUAGUCCGUCCAGCUAUUACGCGAUAUUCGAUGGUCAUGCCGGCCACGACGCCGCAGCGUACAGCAGUGCGCAUUUGCACCAGUACCUCGUUGAAAGUAAAUAUUUCAAUAGCAACCCAGAACAAGCCUUGAAAGAUGCCUUUUGCAAAACAGACGCUUUAUUUAUCGAAAAAUGUGAAGUAGAAAAUAUAAGUAGUGGAACUACAGCUGUAUGUGCUUUAUUAAAACCUAAGGAAAAACAAUUGUAUAUAGCAUGGGCCGGGGAUUCCCAGGCCGCUUUAGUUAAGCAGGGAAAAGUUCUACAGUGUGUAAACCCUCAUAAACCAGAUAGACAGGAUGAAAGAGAACGGGUAGAAAAGCAGGGAGGAUGUGUAUUGUUAUGGGGAACAUGGAGAGUGAAUGGACAAUUAGCAGUUUCUAGGGCAAUAGGGGAUCCUAGUUAUAAGCCCUAUGUGUCAGCAAUUCCAGACGUGGUAGAAUAUGCUUUGGAUGGAAAUGAAGAUUUCUUGAUUUUGGGUUGUGAUGGUCUUUGGGAUCACGUGACAGAAUGCAUGGCUGCCACCACAGUGUAUAAUUUGCUGCGAGAGAAUAAAGGUAAAUCUAAGUGA
Messenger RNA from Brassicogethes aeneus, 747 nucleotides. NCBI's taxonomy places the organism in Eukaryota, Metazoa, Arthropoda, Insecta, Coleoptera, Nitidulidae. The record is from the annotation of a GenBank genome assembly.